Pistacia vera is the source of this 3410-nucleotide messenger RNA. RefSeq names its product putative inactive cadmium/zinc-transporting ATPase HMA3. Gene Ontology annotation, biological process: monoatomic cation transport. Gene Ontology annotation, cellular component: membrane. The record is from RefSeq and is a predicted model, not a curated record. The coding region runs from base 202 to 3309 and encodes 1035 amino acids. The transcript is spliced from 10 exons. Gene Ontology annotation, molecular function: ATP hydrolysis activity; ATPase-coupled monoatomic cation transmembrane transporter activity; metal ion binding. NCBI's taxonomy places the organism in Eukaryota, Viridiplantae, Streptophyta, Magnoliopsida, Sapindales, Anacardiaceae.
UUAAAUCUCUCAACCCUCUUCUUUCAACUCCACUCUAAAACCUUCGUUCAUCCUAAGGUUGUCCACCUUCUCUUCUUCUUUUUCCCUGAGUUUCCUUUUAUUUUUCUUCAAAACCUUCCAAUUUCUUCCAGUUUUCUGGUUUUAAUUUCCUUUCCCUGUUGCAAACUUCGAUCUUCAUCAUCUGGAUAAAUAAAAUUAAAAAUGAGUGCUCAAGAAAAAGACAUGGCGGCCACAAAGUUUCAGAAAAGCUACUUUGAUGUUUUAGGUCUUUGUUGUUCAUCGGAGGUUCCUCUCAUAGAGAACAUCCUUAAGUCUCUUGAUGGUGUUAAAGAUUUUUCAGUCGUCGUCCCAACCAGAACAGUCAUUGUCGUCCAUGAUAAUCUCACCAUUUCUCAGCUUGAAAUCGUGAAGGCACUGAAUCAAGCAAGAUUGGAGGCAAAUGUGAGAGCAUAUGGAGGGGAAAAUUACCAGAAAAGAUGGCCAAGUCCAUAUGCAGUUGCUUCUGGAAUAUUGCUUGCUCUAUCAUUUUUCAAAUAUUUGUAUCAUCCAUUUCGUUGGUUGGCUCUUGGAGCUGUUGCAGUUGGCAUUUGUCCCAUUAUUCUCAAAGGCUUUGUGGCUCUAAGAAAUUUAAGGCUUGGGCAUGUCAACAUACUUAUACUCAUUGCAGUGAUAGGUACAAUUGCUAUGAAUGAUUAUACAGAAGCUGGUACAAUUAUCUUUCUUUUCACCAUUGCAGAAUGGCUUGAGACUAGGGCAAGCCACAAGGCAACUGCUGUAAUGUCACAACUGAUGAGCAUAGCUCCUCAAAGGGCUGUAAUAGCCGAAACUGGAGAAGAAGUUGAUGCUGGGGAGGUGAAGUUGAACACUGUGCUUGCAGUUAAAGCAGGUGAAAUUAUACCUAUUGAUGGAAUUGUUAUAGAUGGCAGCUGUGAAGUCGAUGAGAAAACCUUAACGGGGGAGUCAUUUCCUGUGGCCAAGCAAAAGGAUUCCACUGUUUGGGCUGGCACCAUCAAUCUAAAUGGUUACAUUUGUGUAAAAACUACUGCUGUAGCUGAAGAUUGUGUGGUGGCUAAAAUGGCAAAACUUGUGGAAGAAGCUCAGAAUGGCAAAACUAAAACCCAAAGAAUCAUUGAUAAAUGUGCCCAGUAUUAUACUCCAGGUGUUAUAAUUAUAUCAGCGUGUCUUGCGGUGAUUCCAGCUGCACUAAGAGUUCAUAACCGCAGCCACUGGUUUCAUUUAGCAUUGGUUGUUUUAGUUAGUGCGUGCCCUUGUGCUCUAAUCCUCUCAACACCAGUUGCCACUUUCUGUGCACUUACAAAAGCUGCAAGUUCUGGUCUUCUCAUCAAAGGAGUAGACUAUCUUGAAGUUCUUGCCAAAGUUAAGGUCAUGGCCUUUGACAAAACUGGAACCAUUACAAGGGGUGAAUUUGUGGUCUCUGAAUUUCAAUCUCCCAGUGAAGAGAUAAACUCAAACACCUUGAUGUACUGGGUAUCAAGCAUUGAGAGUAAGUCAAGCCAUCCAAUGGCAGCCGCAUUGAUUGAUUUCGGAAGGUCUCUUUCUAUUGAGCCAAAGCCUGAAAGUGUUGAAGACUAUCAGAAUUUUCCAGGAGAAGGAAUUUAUGGGAAGAUUGAUGGGGAAGAAAUUUACAUUGGAAACAGAAAAAUUGCACUGAGAGCAGGAUGUGAAACAGUGCCAUCUGUGGAAGGAGUUAAGAAGGAAGGAAGCACCAUUGGAUACAUAUACUCUGGAGCAACCCUUGUUGGAGUUUUUGGUCUCUCAGAUACGUGUCGAACAGGGGCUGCUGAAGCAGUCAAGGAUUUGAACUCGAUGGGAAUUAAAACUGCUAUGCUUACAGGAGAUAAUCAAGCAUCGGCUAUGCAUACACAACAACAGCUAGGAAAUUCUCUGGAGGUGGUCCAUUCUGAACUUUUACCAGAAGACAAGGCAAAAAUCAUCACAGAAUUUAAGAAAGAAGGGCCAACUGCCAUGGUUGGGGAUGGUGUAAAUGAUGCACCUGCAUUAGCUACAGCUAACAUUGGUAUAUCUAUGGGAAUUUCAGGUUCGGCACUAGCAACUGAGACAGGGCAUGUGAUUCUUAUGUCAAAUGACAUUAGAAAAGUUCCAGCGGCUAUCAAACUCGCGAGGAAAGCUCAUUGGAAAGUAAUACAGAAUAUUAUUUUGUCGAUGUCUACCAAGGCUGCUAUCCUUGUCUUGGCCAUUGCCGGCCACCCACUUGUUUGGGCUGCAGUUCUUGCUGAUGUUGGGACAUGCCUACUGGUGAUCCUUAAUAGUAUGCUAAUAUUGAAAGGAACUCAUAGACAUGGAGGUAAAGGCUGCAAAUCUUCAUCUCGAUCGCAUAGUCAGAAACAUGGAGGGAGAUGUUGUGAAACUUCAGCUACAUCGCAUGAUCACAAACAUGGAGGAAAGAAUUGCAAAUCUUCAGCAGCGCUGCAUAGCCGCAAACAUGGAGGAAAGUGUUGCCAAUCUUCAGAAGAAUCACAGAGUACUCAUCAACAUAUGCAUAGCCACAAACAUGAAGGAAAGUGUUGCCAAUCUUCAGAAGAAUCACAGAGUACUCAUCAACAUAUGCAUAGCCGCAAACAUGAAGGAAACUGUUGCCAAUCUUCAGAAGAAUCACAGAGUACUCAUCAACAUAUGCAAAGCCACAAUCAUGGAGGAAAGUGUUGCCGAUCUUCAGAAGAACCACAGAGUACUCAUCAACAUAAGCAGCAGCAUUGUUGCCGCGGUAACAAAUCUCAGAAGGGCUGUGAGCCUAAGCAGAGCUCUUGCUGUUCCAGUAACUCAUGUGCGGCUAAUCAGAAGCACAAUGACUGUGUGGUUAGUGAUGCAACACAUGAGGCAAAGAAGCACUGUAAUUCUGGGAAUUGUAGCAAGGAUGAUCAUGAUCUCGAGGCGCAAAAGACUCACAUUCAUGGUUGUUCAUCAGUAGAAACUCAAGAUAAGUAUGUAGAAGAUCACUGUCAUCAUGGACAUUGUGACAAUGAACCUCAUGAAAACAAGCAUAGUCAUUGCAGCAAAACCGUUGUCACGAACCAUGCAGAAAAUGACAUAGGAAAAGCAAUAGAAAGCAUCUGUGCUCAUCAUAGCACAGAAGGGCUUCACAGAAGGGCUUGUUGCAAUGUCAGUGAUAAUGCCCUGGGAACAGUUGCCAUGAGUAGUUGCAUCAGUUUGGAGAAGAGAGAAAUAAGUGCUUGUUGCAAAAACUACUACAUGAAGCACUGUUGUACAAAGAAUGGACAUUUAGGAGCUGGGUUUGGAGGAGGUUUAACUGAAAUUGUCACAGAAUAGAUUUAUCUGGCUAACUUUCAAUAAACUUAUGAUCUUAAAAGAAAGAUUUUGUAAUUGCUAGCAAAAUUAAUGGAAAUGGCUAGUCAGAAGCAAUUUUAUAA